Messenger RNA from Monomorium pharaonis (pharaoh ant), 6253 nucleotides. It is a transcript of the gene msk, whose product is annotated as importin-7. The record is from RefSeq and is a predicted model, not a curated record. Bases 143 to 3328 code for a protein of 1061 amino acids. Gene Ontology annotation, biological process: protein import into nucleus. Gene Ontology annotation, cellular component: nuclear envelope; cytosol. The transcript has 19 exons. Gene Ontology annotation, molecular function: small GTPase binding. Lineage: Eukaryota; Metazoa; Arthropoda; Insecta; Hymenoptera; Formicidae.
ACUCCACGGGCACAGGGCAGGCAGGCAAGGAGCAGCAGCAGCGAGGUGAAUGCGCCGGGUCAAGCAGUCUGGUACGGGGAGAGUCGAUCGCAAAAAUUCAAGCGUCUAAUUACUACAAGACGAGGUGAGGCGGCCCGGAGCAAUGGAUGCACGUAAGCUCACGGAGCUGCUGCGGGCGACGAUCGACCCCGCGCAGCAGAAGGAGGCGGAAGGACAGCUCACCCAGAUUCACAAAAUUAUUGGUUUUGCACCAACACUUCUAGAAGUAGUAAUGUCAAAUGAAGUCGACAUGCCUGUCAGACAAGCCGGUGUAAUUUAUCUAAAAAAUUUAAUUACUUCAAACUGGGCGGAUAAAGAAGCCGACAAUGGACCCAUGGAAUUUAGUAUUCACGAGCAGGAUCGUGCAAUGAUACGCGAUAGAAUAGUAGAAGCUGUGGUACAUGCCCCAGACUUAAUUAGAAUACAAUUAGCAGUAUGCAUCAGUAAUAUAGUCAAAUAUGACUUUCCUGGAAGAUGGACGCAAAUAGUGGACAAAAUUACGAUAUAUCUUCAAAAUUCCGAAGCCUCAUAUUGGCCUGGUGUUCUCCUCGCGCUGCAUCAACUUGUUAAAAAUUUUGAGUACAAGAAAGCAGAAGAGAGGGGUCCAUUAAAUGAAGCAAUGAACUUGUUAUUUCCUAUGAUCUAUGAUUUGAUAUUACGCUUACUGCCAGAUGCGUCUGAGCAAUCUGUUCUACUUCAGAAACAGAUAUUAAAAAUUUUCUUUGCACUUACACAGUAUACACUUCCCCUUGACCUUAUUUCGAAAGAAGUGUUCUCACAAUGGAUGGACGUAGUAAGGCAAAUUGCUGACAGGCCGGUACCGCCAGAAACUAAUAAUCCAGAUCUAGAUGAUGACGAACGCGCGGAGCUGCCAUGGUGGAAAUGUAAAAAAUGGGCGUUACAUAUUUUACAUAGAAUGUUUGAAAGUUUUAAUUCUGUUAAUUGCAGAUACGGUAGUCCAGGAAAUGUGACCAAAGAAUAUAAGGAAUUCGCCGAAUGGUAUUUGCAUACCUUUAGUGCUGGUAUUCUCGAAGUUCUUUUAAGGAUCUUGGAUCAGUACCGUAGGAAAAUUUAUAUUUCUCCUAGAGUAAUACAGCAAUCAAUUAAUUAUAUCAAUCAGGGUGUGAGUCAUGCAUUUUCUUGGAAAUUUUUGAAGCCUCACAUGUUUGAAAUUAUACGUGACGUUUUAUUCCCUAUUCUCUCGUAUUCUGCCGCCGAUGAAGAAUUAUGGAAUACCGAUCCAUAUGAAUACAUUAGAGUAAAAUUCGAUAUUUUUGAAGAUUUUGUAUCACCAGUAACAGCAGCACAAACUUUACUACACUCUGCAUGUAGAAAACGAAAAGAUAUGCUACAAAAAACGAUGCAGUUUUGUGUUGAGGUGUUAACUAGUCCAAAUGCAGAUCCGAGGCAAAAAGAUGGCGCAUUACACAUGGUUGGAAGUUUAGCUGACGUUUUGUUGAAAAAGAAAGUUUACAAAGAACAAAUGGAUAAAAUGUUAAUGCAGUACGUUUUUCCCGAAUUCAGUAGUCCUCACGGACAUAUGCGAGCGAGAGCCUGCUGGGUGAUGCAUUAUUUCGCGGAAAUUAAAUUUAAAUCAGAUCAAAUUUUAAUCGAGGCUGUCAGAUUAAUUACAAACGCUCUUUUGACGGAUCAAGAUUUACCUGUUAAAGUCGAGGCGGCCAUAGCGCUUCAGAUGAUACUUUCAGCACAACCGAAGGCUCAGAAGUACAUUGAACCAUUAAUUAAACAAAUAACGCUCGAAUUGCUGAAUAUCAUAAGGCAAACUGAGAAUGAUGAUCUAACGACUGUUAUGCAGAAAAUUGUUUGUACAUAUACCGAACAAUUAGUUCCAAUCGCUGUGGAAGUUUGUCAGCAUUUGGCUGCUACAUUUAGCCAAGUGCUUGAGACAGAUGAAGGUAGCGACGAGAAGGCGAUAACGGCAAUGGGUCUCUUGAAUACGAUUGAAACGCUAUUAACGGUAAUGGACGAACAGCCUCAAAUCAUGUUACAACUUGAACCGAUUGUCCUUCAAGUAGUCGCUCAUAUCUUUGGACAUAGCGUAAUGGAAUUUUACGAAGAAGCAUUAUCGCUGGUUUACGAUCUAACGGGUAAAGGUGUUUCUAAUGACAUGUGGAAGGUUCUUGAACUCAUAUAUCAACUUUUCCAAAAAGACGGUUUUGACUAUUUCACUGACAUGAUGCCUGCGCUACAUAAUUAUAUCACCGUUGAUACUCAGGCGUUUUUGUCGAAUGAAAAUCACAUUCUUGCUAUGUUCAACAUGUGCAAAGCUGUCUUGACUGGUGAAGGUGGUGAAGAUCCAGAGUGUCAUGCUGCCAAAUUACUAGAAGUCAUAAUUUUGCAAUGUAAAGGACAUAUAGAUCAGUGUAUACCAUCGCUUGUGCAAUUAGUUCUUGAACGCCUAAUGCGCGAAGUUAAAACUUCGGAGUUGCGAACUAUGUGUCUUCAAGUAGUCAUCGCGGCUUUAUAUUAUAAUCCCGCACUCUGUCUGGAAACAAUGGAUAGACUGCAAGGAAAUUUCGAUCAAUCCACGGAACCACUCGCCUCGCGCUUUAUCAAACAAUGGAUUAAUGAUACUGAUUGUUUUUUGGGCUUGCACGAUCGUAAAUUAUGUGUUCUUGGAUUAUGUACGUUAAUUAGCAUGGGUCCUGCAAGACCGCCUGCUGUUAACGAAUGUGCAACGCAAAUUAUUCCAUCCUUGAUUUUGCUCUUCGAGGGUUUAAAAAGAGCGUAUGCCGCUAAAGUCACAGAUACUGACGAUGACGAGAACGAUGAGGAGGAGAGUGAUAUUGAUGAAGAGGUUUUAUCAUCAGACGAAGAUGAUAUAGACGAAGCUAAUCAAGAAUAUCUCGAGAAAUUACAGGAUAAGAUAACACGAACGCCUGGUGGCUUUAACGCGACUAUACAAGAUGGUCACGGUGAUCAUAGAUCAGAUGACGAUGACGAUGAUUCAGAAUAUGAUGGUAACGAAGAGACUGCUCUUGAAAGCUAUACCACACCUUUAGAUACAGAUGAUUCUAAUCAGGAUGAAUAUGUUGUCUUUAAGGAAGUUAUACAAAAUAUUGAAAGAACGGAUGUGGCCUGGUAUAGAGCCUUAACGAGUCUUCUUAGCCCCGAGCAAGAAAAAGCUCUGCAAGAGAUUAUUCUAUUGGCGGAUCAACGUAAAGCAGCUUUAGAGAGUAAAAGAAUCGAGCAAAGCGGAGGAUACGUCUUUCACUCACAGACUGUUCCCACCUCGUUUAACUUCGGUGGAACACCUUUAAGUCGAUAAAGACUUAUAUAAUCAUUUUCAAUUUUAGAUUAACUAAGUAAGUAAACAAAUUACACAGAAUUUGGAUUGGACAUUCGUAGCACAUGAACAUUAUUAUACGACCAUUUCGGAAAUAUUACAAAUUUCCAAUUUACUAUUUUUGUGUAAACUAAUUGUACAUUAUUAAGGCAAUCUAGCAAGGUCUUAUUUUAAUAACAAUAACACGAAAAAUUUAACUUCAUGAGAUUAUCAAUCUUGUGCAUAGUUUUAUUAAGAGACAGCAGAGAUUUGCUUCUUAGGAAUCAUGUGAAAAUGUAUAUUUCCUUUUACAACACAUUUAUAAAUAACAAUAUAAUUUUUGAUUCAAGUAAUCAAUUACUAUUUCUCCCCAUCUAGCAAGCUAUAACAUGUUUUCUUGACAAUUUAAAAUUAUUUUUAAUUGUACUAUUGAAAUAUUUGACUUCCAGAAUAUCUGGUUAAGAAAAUUUUAACUAGCUUGCUAGAUAUUAUUUUCGUAUAAAAUGUAUAUUUAGUCUCAAUUUGCUUGAGUUAGAAUUAUUUUAACAAAAAAUCACUUAGGUUUAUAAAAUAUAUGUUACGAAAAUUAUGUUAAAUUGUUGGUAUAUCAGAAAAAAAAUAUAUCAAAAGAAAUCUUUUGAGUAUGUGUAUAAAUUAUGUUAUUUGAUAUUAUUUACAAUUAGUUGAGUAAAACGCCAUGCACGCUCUCGAGAUAUUUGUGAACUGCUAUUCUGCUAAAAACGAAAACAUAGCUUAUCAAAAUUAUCAAACGUAAUUCUUGCAAAAUCAUUGCUUAUGGAAAAAUAUUUAGAUAAGAGUAAUUUAGAUUUUUUAAUAAACACUUUUUCUCAAGUCUUUGUUGAAAUGUAUAUUGUAUUAUAUAUGGCUAAACAUUUUUUUUCUGCAGUUACCGAUCACUUUGCAUAAAUCCCAGCACAGCUUGCUUUAUUUUGAAAAAGAUAAGUUCUGCCAUAUUUUACGCUCUGUCCAAACUAUACCCUGAAAGAUGGAGCUGCAUUAAUGGUUUAACAAAGCACCUUUAAUAGCUUCAAUUAUCACAAUCUUUACAAUCUUAGGUCUUGUGGAUUAAUAUCCAUAAUGUAUUAUAAAAGACAUUAAUAGAAACAUAAUAAAUCUAAGCAGAGCUCUUUCUUUCAUGAGGUAUUAUGUAAUUAUGUAGGACGAACUCGCGGAGCAGAAAUAAACUAUAAAUAUCAGAGCCCAAAAUGAUAAUGGCGUACAAAGAAGAGGUGUUCUGUGCUGUGGUUAGUGAAAUGAUUACUGCACAAGAGAGUGCUUUUUAUAUCGGAAUGCAAAAUGACGCAUGUGUCAAUUACGUGUCGCUUCAGAGUAUAAAUUGUGAUCUUGUAUUUAAGAAUCCAUUUAUACUAAUUUUAUUUGAUGGUGAAACUUAAUCAAUAUUUUGUUGAUAAGAAUAUGUGUGCUUUUUUACGGUAUAUAUUCGACUAAACCUUUUUAUUCUGUUUAUCAAAUAUGAGGCUUAUCUGUUUUUUCAUAUAAAGCUGCAAGAAAUUGCUGUGCAAUAAUUUUAACCACAUUUGCUCCAAAUUUAUAGUUUUCCUAAUAAAGAUUCUGUCUACAGGGUGCAUGCAAAAAUAUAGCGGAUAGCGUAAAAGAGAAACGAUGUGUAGUAUAUGUAUUAAUUAUUCAUUUGUUAAAAAUCAAAAACAUACGAAUUUACCAAUAUAUAUUUAAAAACUUGAACUUUGAUUUUACAAAGAAUUCAAUAUGGGAUAUUUCAUAAAAAUAUUCUUUAAUUAGAAUGCAAAAAAAGUUGCAUGACUUUAAUAUACAUAGAGUAUAUUAGGAAGUCUGCAGAUAUUUUUUAUUUAUUAAUAACAAACAUUAUUAGUCCUUAGUGUCUAAAUAAUAAAACAAUAUCAAUAACAUAAGUCAAAGAUAUAUAGAAAUGUAUAUGUAUUAUUGCUCAAUAUUUUUAAAUUAUCUGUUAUAUAUAAUACGCAUGUCUCUUUCGAAUUUCAGAAAGUCGAGGAUGUUUUACAUGUAACAGGAUUAUUCAAAAUUAUCAAUUUAAAUAUUAGGAAAAAAUUAUGAAAUUAUGAUGAUACAUAAUUCUUUAAAUUGACAAACUGAUACAUAAAUUGCGGAAGAUUUUAGUAUACAUGAGAUAAGAAAUAAUUUUCCUAACAUAAUUAUAUUUAAAUAAAAUAUGUAUUUCUUAUAUUCGCCAAUUUUAUUUUGCAGUGCCCUGCUUUUAAAUUGGCUCGUUUGGAAUUAUGACUAUUUUGAUUUCUUGCAGUGUUUAUCAGAGAUAUGUAUAGUGAUUUUUAAUAUCGUAUCUAUGAAUAGACUUCAUAAACAGUACAACGCAAUCAAAUAUAGAGAUACCAUCGCUCUUCGCACUGUGAUCCGAACUCGCGACCCGUCAUUUGGUAUGGUUAAAAUCUUUGUGCGUAAUAAGAAAAGUUAAUUGAUUGUGUGUCAAUUUUCAAAUAAGAGUAUUUUUAAAAAAGUGCCUUGAAACGUUAAGAUGCGCAGACGGGACCUAAAUUAAAGAAUACAGCAGAAUAAGCUGUAGGUCGGAGUGAGGCCAGGACACUUCUCUAGUUCAUAAGUUCUAUAAGUACUGUAUUAAAGAAUAAUAAAUUUAUAACUGAUAGACAGAAGAGACGAGAAAGCCUGUUCCUUUGCUCUUUAUAGGAAACGAGCCGUAACUUCUUUGUAACGAACAUUUAUCACACGCAUAUGCUCUCCGUAGUUUUUAUAUAAUAAAUAAAAUAACAAAAUUAUAAAUAUAAUCGUGUAGCGGCGACGAGUCUUACGAUAAAAAUCACAUACGCUUAAGUCUUGAUAUUGUAUAAACUAAUAAGAAGUAAGAUUAACUAUACUGGUGCUUUAAUAUACGAAUGAAGUUUAUAGAAACUUCAUUAUUAAACUAAAAAUGUA